AUGUUACCCCCUAUAUCCCCACCUCUCCUCAACUCUGCCAACCCCUGGGCAACCACCCUAGAGGACCUCCGCGCCCUCUAUGAAUGCCCCCACACCGGGGCCGUCACGACACGUACCAGUCUCCUCCACGGCUUCCCACAUGAUGACACGGUCCAUCAAUACACGUUCUUCAACCCCUCGACCCACCACUCCACCCUCAGCUCACCAUCCGCGCCGUCCACCUCUACAGGCAGCCUCAACACUCUCGGCUACAGCCCCAUCCCGCUAUCAGGCUACCUCGCCAUGAUCACCAACCUCUCCACAUCGACCUCCGUCCAACGCACCACCCCCAAACCAAUCAUCCUCUCCAUCACCGGCACCGUCUCCGAGGUCGUAGAGUGCCAUCGCCGUGUCCACGACCAUCAAACCCAAACCCCAAUCCCUCUGGCCAUCGAACUCAACCUCUCGUGCCCGAACAUCCCCGGGAAGCCCCCACCCGCCUACUCCAGCACCCGCCUGCUCGAGUACCUGCUGGCGCUCAAGCGCUCGGCCGCUGCUCUCGGCGCGCCUGAGAUCCCUUUAGGUAUCAAAACACCGCCCUACACCUACGCCGACCAAUUCACCGGCUUGGUCGACGCGCUGAGCGCGGCAGCCAAGGCGGAGCCAUCUGGGAAGGGAUGCCCGAUCAGCUUCAUCACGGCGGUGAAUACGCUUGGUUCGUCCCUGUUGUUGACGCCCGGGCCGGCAAGUGACUUAGACGCUGGAUUCAAGCCGAGACUGUCUUCGGCUACGGGAGAGGGGAUAGGAGGCCUGGCGGGCGCGCCGCUGCAUCCGCUGGCGCUGGGGAACGUGGCGACGCUGGUGAGGAUGUUGCGCGAGAAGGAGGAGCUGAGGGGUGUGGUUGUUAUCGGCGUUGGUGGGGUGGAGGAUGCGGAGGGUUUUCGGAGGAUGAGGGCGGUGGGGGCGACGGUGGUGGGGGUCGGGACUGCGUUGGGGAGGAGGGGGGUUGGGGUUUUUGGGGAGAUUCUGCGGGGGAUUGAGAAGGGAAAGCUUUGA
Messenger RNA from Coniosporium apollinis CBS 100218, 1035 nucleotides. RefSeq lists its product as uncharacterized. Lineage: Eukaryota; Fungi; Ascomycota; Dothideomycetes. The coding region runs from base 1 to 1035 and encodes 344 amino acids. Gene Ontology annotation, molecular function: dihydroorotate dehydrogenase activity. The record is from RefSeq and is a predicted model, not a curated record. The transcript has a single exon. Gene Ontology annotation, biological process: 'de novo' pyrimidine nucleobase biosynthetic process; pyrimidine nucleotide biosynthetic process. Gene Ontology annotation, cellular component: cytoplasm.